AGACGACGGGAGGAUUGCGCAUGCGUGAUACAAAUCUGAACGAAACUAUGCAAGAUGUUAGCUCAGGACGCGACGGAACACCUUCAGGACAGUGACAUAAGUGAUGCACACUUGGCUGGAGCUGCAAGCAAAUCAAAGGAAGAAAAAACAACAGCAGGGGACUAUUUUGGUCACAAGAAAGAAGAAAUGGUAACCAUCACAGGAAGUCCCCCACAGUGUAUAGAACAGAAAACAACUACACCUUUAGUGCUUCCCUUUCAUCACAAAGCUGUUCUGGAAGGAUGGAAGAAGGUAAUAAAGCAAAGACAGACUGGAAAAACUGCAGGAAGAUACGACAUUUAUUUCAUCAGUCCUCAAGGAACGAAGAUCAGAUCCAAAUGUGCUCUUUUGGAUUACUUUAAAAAGAACAAAGAGACUGUUCUUAAACUAGAGGAUUUUGAUUUUGCAACCUCUGUUUGGAAGAGUGCAUUAUCGAGAACCGAAGAAUCUGGCAGCAGCACUGUGGAGUCCAAAGCAAGCAGCUGUAUGUCUCAGAGCCAGAUUCUGGAUUCUGGACUAGAAAGUAGUGAAGGAAAGGAUAUAGCUUCUCUGCAAAAUAACAUUCUAGAAUUCCAAAACAAUGCUGAAGAUCAGCAAGAUAUUUCUAUACCUUUACAAGGUGGGAUCACUGUGGAUAACAUAAAGGAUGAUGGUUUUAAAGCUGAACAAAAUGGUACUGCCAGAAAAAGGAACCAAGUUAAGAAAGCCAGAAAGUGUUCAAGUAUGAAGAAUUUGGGUGAUGACCAAAACAAAAGACAGAAGAGACAAUCAUAUAACAAUCAAUUAACUGAAAAUGUUAGAAAAUCCAGACAAAAGAACACAUUAUGUAGUUUUAAUAAUGACAAUAGCAGUGCCCACAAAGUGGGCCAGAGAGACUCAAAGAAAAGAAAAAGGAAAGCAUGCUUAAAGGAUGAACUUCUUCUUUCUGAGCAGAAAUUGGAGCGACGGGUUCAGCCAAAUGAAGCUUUCUUGGAACACAAGUCAGACAUUGAAGGUUUGAAAUGUGCUGAAGGUUCCAGCAUUGUUGAAGUUGCUGUUGCUGAAAACCUAUCACCACUGGAAAUGCAGAGAAAUUGUGUGCCUUCAGAGAGCCAAGAUUUAAAGAUUGCUUCCAGUGUGGAUGCUAGUGUUCAACAGACCUUAAAUGAGAAUAGUUUCACAUUAGUCAAAGAGAACCAUAUUCAAAGGACCCAAGUGAAAAGAAGGAAAACCAGUCCAUAUUUUUCCAGUAAAUUAAUCAAAGAAGCUCCAAGCCCACCUAGAAGGAAGGCCUUUAGGAAAUGGACUCCACCUCGCUCUCCUUUUAAUUUGGUUCAGGAAACACUUUUUCAUGAUCCAUGGAAGCUUCUAAUCGCAACCAUAUUCUUGAACAGGACCUCAGGAAAAAUGGCUAUCCCUGUGCUCUGGGAAUUUCUGAAGAAAUACCCAUCCCCUACAAUAGCAAGGACUGCCAACUGGAAGGAAAUGUCAGAGCUACUUAAACCUCUUGGACUGUAUGAACUCAGAGCACGGACCAUCAUAAAAUUUUCAGAUGAGUAUUUGGUCAAACAAUGGAAGUAUCCAAUUGAGUUGCAUGGGAUUGGAAAAUACGGGAACGACUCUUACAGGAUCUUCUGUGUCAAUGAGUGGAAAGAGGUACAGCCACAAGACCAUAAGCUGAACGUGUAUCAUAACUGGCUUUGGGAAAACCAGGAGAAGCUGAAUCUUAGUGAAUAGCUUAGUAUAGGUGCACAUCUCAUUUUUUAAAAAAAUGCUCUUUCUGCUGUCCUUCCUAGUCACUAUAACAUUCAUUUUUAUAUGUGUAUUUGGGUCCAGUGUUGGUUUAUGUACUUAAUAUGUAAACACUGUAAUAAAUUUGACUAAAAUAUUUUAACACAAGUGACAGUUUCUAAAUUGUUUAGGCUUUCAACAAGGCAAAUAUCAAAUUGUGAAGCAUGUUUUACAGUAUAGUAAGAUUGCAAUAUAACUGUGGAAUAACCAUCAGCUCCUUCUGUGGUAGAUGCAGUUUGAUACACACCGAGUGUUUCUAAUAUGUAAUCUUGCCAAUACAGACCCAGGAGAUAUGAACUUGGUUGGUGAAGCAGCCUGGUGUGUUUCUUGCUUUCACGAAGGCAAACUGAUUCAAGGAGGCAGGUGUUCAGCCAAGUUUUAAAGAGAAUGAUUUGUACAGAGAUGCUGGACAGGGGGCUGAAAGUGAGACUUUUACUGUGCUAGUUGAAGAAAACUUAACGGUGGCCCAGUUGACACAAUCGGACAGGCCCAGUUGAAACAAGCCACCAUCUGCCAGAAUUCCCUAAUUACUCACACCAAUGUGGGUUCACUGAACCCAGCUGGCAUGGUUUGUUGGGUUAUUUAAGAAUUGCUACAGCACACUGGCUAUCUUCAUUCAUUUUGGACUUGAACUCCCAUUGACCACAGUCAGCAUGGCGAGCAGACAAGAACAUUAAGACUUGUCCAAAAUCCUUGGUCUUCACAUUCAGAAAGGCUGAAUUGCAUGCAGUUGCAAAGGCCAUGGAGCUAUUUGGUGAGCUGCCCAGAGAACCUUUGGGACAUGGGGCGGCAUAGAAAUGCAAACAGACAAACAAGGUUAGGGAGCAUCAAACUGAGUAAGGCUGGCUUCCGCCAUAAUAAAUUGGCUAGUCCUUAAGGUGUCACACACUUACACUAUCUUUGGAACAGAGUAAAAUUAAUCUAGCUACCCUAUCAGAAAGGGGAGAAUCUUUUACAUCCGCUUGCAAGUCCACUGAACUUAGUGGUACUACUGGGUAGCCAUGUAUAGCAUCAUGCUUUCCAACUGGCAUCUGCAGAAGUGGGUAAGUGAAGCAGCUUUACAAGCUUGACUGUACAGUUUAUAGUUACUUGGGAGUAGACCACACUGUCCUCAGCAGAACUUACUUCUCAAUAAGUAUAAAGAGGAUCUGGCUGCACAUGCAGUGGCAUGGACAUCUGCUCAGGGGCAAGAGGUGUAGCUGCCCCCCCUCCCCAAUUUCAGUCAUUAGGUUGUUCUGAAUAGCAACAAAAUUCAAGCUAGGCAAAACCUGUAUUGUUAGCUAAUGUUAAAACGUAGCUGAUAGCAAUGUGAGCCCUAAACCCUGAUCAAACUUUUCCACUUCUACUACUAAAGACACUUCUCUAGCCUCGUGUCCACCAGAUGUUUUAGACUUGAACUCCCAUCAGCUACAGCUUGCAUGGCCACUGGUUAGGAAUGCUGGGAGUUGUAGUCCAAAAUUCCUGCAGGACACCAGGCUGAGAAAGGAGGUUCACCAGUAUUUCCAAAAUGAAGUUUUUCUAGAACAAGAUAUUUGAAGACAAUGUUAUGAAAAAGGCAGCAAAGCCAUAAAAUAUAUUACAUUCUUGAGAGAGAGAAAUUCUUAUGUUUUUGUGCAUGUAAGUGUUCCCCUGCUUUUUUCCUAGGUGCAUUUUCAUCCCUUACUCCAAAUAAAAUUUUGUUGAAAUUCUUGAAUGUAA
This is a messenger RNA of Varanus komodoensis (Komodo dragon), 3507 nucleotides long. RefSeq names its product methyl-CpG binding domain 4, DNA glycosylase (gene MBD4). Gene Ontology annotation, cellular component: nucleus. The record is from RefSeq and is a predicted model, not a curated record. The coding region runs from base 55 to 1755 and encodes 566 amino acids. Gene Ontology annotation, molecular function: pyrimidine-specific mismatch base pair DNA N-glycosylase activity; DNA binding. NCBI's taxonomy places the organism in Eukaryota, Metazoa, Chordata, Lepidosauria, Squamata, Varanidae. Gene Ontology annotation, biological process: DNA repair. The transcript has 8 exons.